AUGGAGUGCCCGAAGCCUUUCCUCCAAGACAUCUAUUAUACAGAUGGAGGGUACCUCACUUGCUGCUUGCCAUGCCCAUUGACGGAUUGGGCGUACCCUGAUAACUUCCAGACCAUGAACGCGGCAGCCAAUUGGGUGGCAGUGGCAAGCACACUCUGCUGCGUCUUUCUCUUGGUAUCGUGGGCUGUUCUUCCGGUCGACAAGACGUAUAGGCAUUAUCUGAGCAUCUGCCUCACCAUGGGGGUCAUGUUCAUGAAUCUCGGUUUUGUCAUUCCACUCGCCGGAAACCCAGAUCAAUGCUACGACGCGAUCACGCCCAACUCGAUGAAAACGAACUCGAUGUGCGCCGCCUCCGGCUUCUUCCUCAUCUUGGGGGGCUGGGCAGGCGUGAUGUGGGUCUUCUUACGAGCUCUAUCUCUGCACCUCCAGAUCUGCUGGCAACUGGUCGUUGGGCGCAACUUUAUGUGGUUCUCCCAGGCUCUGGGCUGGGGCAUUCCCGUCAUCGGCGUCGUUAUUGCCUUCAUCUUGAGCGGCGUGUCGUUCCGAUUCGGGCAGACAUGCCACAUCAACCACAAGAACAGCCUCGCCGACCUGUGGAUUCCGUUGCUGGUAUUUGCGGGCCUGACCAUUAUCAUCCAAUUCGCCACGUUCGGCUACUGCAUCAAGGUUUACCUUGCCUCGCUUGCCGACAACAGCGCCUCGACCGAAGGCUCUGGUCUGCCCUCGUACACGAACAGUAUCCGCACCAUGACCCCGAAGCAGGCCUACCGCCGAGUACGACGAGUCAUCGCACUUCAAUGGAGAGGCAUCGCCAUUGUCCUGAUCAUCAUUGCCGACGUCAUCUUCUUCUCCGUGGUGUUCGUCUUUCAGGACAAUACAGUCGAGGCAGUGAAGCGCGAUCAGAGCAUCGCAACCCCCUGGGUUCGUUGCCUCCUCGCUAAGAAUGGAGAUAAGACAGCGUGCCUAGAUGAGGCCAGCAUGCUUGCGGUUAGCAUGCCAACCGUCGGCGCCGUUCUUUUCCUGCUAGGGAUGAAUGGCAUUUGGCUGCUUUUCCUUCUCGGCCGCUGGUCCAUGAUCACCGGCUGGCGCGACAUGUUUAUGUCAGUUCCAAAUCGGAACAAGAGGGAGUUCGUCUCAGUCGAUGCGCGGCUGGAUGAUCUCAAGAAAGACACACGUUCGUACGAGAUGCUGUCCCGGGACACCGGGAAGACCAUGGACGAGUCAGUAACACCCUCCGCAGUGACCCCCGUCUCCCCGACACAAGCUCGGUCGCCAGUGGGGAGCCCGAAUUUCCAUGAUUACGCGCAGAAUUACGCACAGAAUCACACGCAAACCAACGACGGGCGCCGGACCCCCGACUACUUCGGAAACACUGCCCGGUACCAUACCCCGGCGAGGUCGUUUUCGAGCCCACGACCGCCUCAGACAGUGACGUGGGAUGCGCGGGAGACGUAUGCAAGAUCGACGUCGCCGUACGCACAGCAGGACAGAUACGUCAACCCGCUGGGCAUGAACAGGAUAUGAAGUUAUGACAACCACGGAACAAUAACACAACAAAAUUCACUCCUUUUUAUUUAUUUUUUUACUUUACCUUCCGAUAAUAAAAUCAACUAAGAUUCCGCCGAUGUCGCUUCCAUUCGGGCUGAAUCUCGGCGACGAGAGCCUCGCGGCCAUUGUUGCAUAUAAAGACGCGUCCCAGCGGACGGCGAUGUUGGCAGGAGCCGCCCACAUACUUGCCAUCGCCAUCAGUCGGACAACCCGCUGCGAUCCCCUAUUCUCGGCUAAUCUCGAGGAAUCUUGUCGUCGCAUGUGGUGGAGGUGUUUUAAGAGGGAUAGAUUCGGGUCGGCGUCAGGAAUUCUCUCAGGCAAUGUCUGUGGCGCAAAGUGCGGGGUAUAUCAGUCCUCAGUGGGAGUUGGAUCGGGCAUCAAGGCACAAGGUGCACCGUGCAGCGCCCUGGGACGGCCAGAUGUAGGAUGAGAGACGGGUAAACCGGAAGCCG
Molecule: messenger RNA, 2000 nt
Organism: Chaetomium strumarium
Lineage: Eukaryota; Fungi; Ascomycota; Sordariomycetes; Sordariales; Chaetomiaceae
Exons: 4
Coding region: 1-1524 (507 amino acids)
Biological process (GO): G protein-coupled receptor signaling pathway; cell surface receptor signaling pathway
Cellular component (GO): membrane
Molecular function (GO): G protein-coupled receptor activity
Source: RefSeq, a predicted model, not a curated record